AUGGCACCCGGUAUUAUCCAUUAUUUCAAUAUCUUUUCCUCCUGGGUAUAUAAUGCCUUUGUUGCAACUGGCUUUUUUCAUUGGGAAUAUGGUUGCACCGGCCUCAUUUUUCAACUUUGCAUGAAUAAUCCUAAAGGCUGUCUGCGACAAAAGGACCCUAGCCGUGAGUACUUUGUUUUUAUGACCUUUUGUGUAGUUCAAAUCUACCUUCUUGCCGAGGUGACAAAUGAUAUCAAGGUCUAUGCUAAUCCGUCAGAUACCCGAACUUUGUGGAGCCUUAUUCCAGGUCACUCUUUAUUGCCUGUUGUUGAGGCGACCACUUUUGGUGAGGUGCAGGCGCCAACAACCACAACAUCUGUAACCGCAGUAUCAAUCACCAAAACAGUUCCAGAUGGUCCGCUUGGUGCUCGCUUGCCUGUGAGUCUAGUAUUACAACACCUUAUAAGUCGGGCACCGAGUGAAAUUCCGUCGUCGUACGCUACCGCUGGCUGGUCAAUUCAACAAUAUCUUAUUUGGCAGUUGGGUCCGUGUAAUCUACAGCAGCGGUUUCAGGCGUCGCCCAAUUUUCCUAUUACGACUACUGUAACAAACAGGGCCGGUGGUGAGAGUUCGAUAGAGACAAAACGCCAGGGAAGGGGCGCCAGUGAAGCUGAACGCUUAAUCUUUCUUCGGAACGGCUUGGCUGCUUACACUAAGGAGGCAAGUUGUGAACUAUUCUUAAUUUUAUAA
Protopolystoma xenopodis is the source of this 729-nucleotide messenger RNA. The record is from the annotation of a GenBank genome assembly. NCBI's taxonomy places the organism in Eukaryota, Metazoa, Platyhelminthes, Monogenea, Polystomatidea, Polystomatidae.